AUGGCUGCACAGGCUACGCCGUCCACCUUUGUCUCCUAUAAUGGUCCUCUCGCAGUUGACGCAAACCAGCCCAGCGGCCCGCCGUCGAGUCCUCCUGCAUCAACCGCACCAGAGGGAUAUGCAUACAACAAGCGGGGAGAGCUGGUGAAGAAGACGCCUCGCCGCCCAUACGGAGGACGACGCGAGUAUGGAGUUCGUAUUACAAAGGUCACCGAGGAUCAGUUGAGGAGAAUCCGUCCAGGUUACGACUUGAUGCCGCUUCCUAUCUUCAAAAACAAACCUCAAGGAGCAGGCGCCCAGGUUCGAUUGCUUGAUGAGGAGAUUGGUCGGCUGGAGGCUCUUUUACAGAAGCGCUUGUUUCCUAUCGGGAUGAAGAAUCUAGACAAGGCAAAGAGGGAGGAGGCACAGAUGAGAAUGAAGUUGAUGUUAGAUAUGAAGAGAAAGGGUCUCAACGUCCAUACCAAGGAGGCUCGGGAGAAAUUGGCUUGGGUAGGACAGCAUGGAAGAGAUCUUCAGAGGUUGGCUCAGGCAGGACUGAAUGGAGGAGAUCUUCAAUGA
This is a messenger RNA of Hyaloscypha bicolor E, 558 nucleotides long. RefSeq lists its product as uncharacterized. Lineage: Eukaryota; Fungi; Ascomycota; Leotiomycetes; Helotiales; Hyaloscyphaceae. The record is from RefSeq and is a predicted model, not a curated record. Bases 1 to 558 code for a protein of 185 amino acids. The transcript is spliced from 2 exons.